Molecule: messenger RNA, 870 nt
Organism: Cylindrotheca closterium
Lineage: Eukaryota; Bacillariophyta; Bacillariophyceae; Bacillariales; Bacillariaceae
Source: the annotation of a GenBank genome assembly
AUGAAUCGUCGAAGGAUAGAACAAAGAAGUCUUGCUUUCCUCAUUAUUUUCGCAUUUCUUUUCAAUGCAAUUUGCGUUUCGGCAAACUACCCAAAUGAUGAUGGUGUUGAUGACGAUACGGUUCUUACAAUUGCAGAGUCUUGUGCCCCGAAAAGUAGAAGUCGCCGUGCCAUAACUGUCGAUCGCAUGACCAUGACGUGCUCUGAGGACGACGAUCAGAGUCCUUCUUGCAGCGUUGGCAGUUUUGCACAGGUGACACUGGAUUUUUGGUUGAAGAAAUACUCGAGGGGAAGCAAAUUAGACAUCAGAGUUUCAUCAAUCUACUCUGGGAGUGCCGAAGUUGUGAUGGGUUCUACGAAUCUAUGUUUAUUAUCCUAUGAUAUAUUGUCAGCAAAGUCGAGGAGACGUUAUAAUGAUGACGAUGCCAACAAUGAUUAUCAGACAUGCAACUUGGUACUUGGAAAGUACAGGGCCUACCUUAACUUUACAGUUCCAGAUUUCGGCUUCAAUGACAACGAACUUCAUUUUACUCCCGAUUUGCGUGUCAAAUUCUUUGAUUCCACUGAUCAUUUCAAAAUUGGCUGCGUGGAGAGUGGAUCUCUAGCGGAAAGAGCACUUCGGAUAACGAGAGACAAGAGAGGGACGGAGGCUUUCAUGCUGUGUAUUGUAAUUUUUGUAAUGAUGUUUGCGAUCCUGCUAUGUUGUUUCAAGGGAAGAAAACAACUCUCGGACAUUGACCUGGCAAAUCGACGUGCCUUGCGACGAUUUAACUACCGGCAGACGACAAAAAAUGGAACUAUGCAGAAUGGAGAGGAUAUGGUGAUGUCGGUUUCGCAAGCAGGUGAAUGGAGCCGAAGGCAGUUCACAUGA